Fonsecaea monophora is the source of this 1446-nucleotide messenger RNA. RefSeq lists its product as hypothetical. NCBI's taxonomy places the organism in Eukaryota, Fungi, Ascomycota, Eurotiomycetes, Chaetothyriales, Herpotrichiellaceae. Gene Ontology annotation, cellular component: membrane. The coding region runs from base 1 to 1446 and encodes 481 amino acids. Gene Ontology annotation, molecular function: carbohydrate:proton symporter activity. The record is from RefSeq and is a predicted model, not a curated record. Gene Ontology annotation, biological process: carbohydrate transport; transmembrane transport. The transcript is spliced from 10 exons.
AUGUCUCGACACGGCAAGCCAUUCCUGGGCCUCGAAGGCUCCGCCCUUUCGUGGGCUAUCAGCCUGUGCUCCGCCAGCGCCUUUCUUUUGUUUGGCUAUGACCAAGGGAUCAUGGGGAGUAUCAUCUCUACUCCUUAUUUCCUCGAAGCCGUUAGCAUCUCGGCGACCGAUGCCGACACCAUCUCCACCGUUGUUUCCAUAUACGAUGUCGGGUGCAUGGUCGGAUGUCUUGUCGCUGCAAUUUGGGGCGCUGUCCUUCAGGCCUCGUCAUACAGUGUGGCUCAACUCAUUGUCGGGAGAAUCGUCUCUGGCAUCGGGAAUGGAAUGAACACUGGGACAGUGCCAACAUGGGUCUCCGAGACGUCCAAAGCCAAACAUCGAGGGCAGUUGGUCGCAACUCAGUUGUCAAUUGCAGCAUUUGGCAUUGUGAUUGCAUACUGGAUGAAUUACGGCUUCUUUCACCUCACUGGGCAGGUGGUGUGGCGCUUUCCAGUUGCUUUCCAAGCCGCGUUUGCCAUUCCCACCAUUUUCGGUCUCUUCUGGCUCCCAGAAAGUCCACGAUGGCUGUAUUCGAAGAACCGAAAUGGAGAGGCAGAUCUAGUCAUGUCAGCCUUGAAGGGUCUUCCUAUCGAACAUGAAGUGAUUCAAGCUGAACGCAGUGAAAUUCUCGCCGCAAUUGCUUUGGAAGAUCACUUCGGUGAAUACAGUCUGAAAACCAUCUUCUACGAUCGAUCUGGUCAGAAGAUCCCUCAGCGGAUGGCGUUGGUCUUCAUCAUUCAGAUGAUCCAACAACUGCCCGGUGUCAAUAUUGUCAUCUAUUAUUCCAGCACUGUCUUCUUGCAACUGGGGAUAUCUGCCAAUCUUUCUCUGGUCUUGGGCGGCGUUGCAUCUAUCAGCUUCUGGGUGGGUUCACUGUUUGGCAUUGCUCUUAUCGAGCGCGUUGGACGGAAGAAGCUGCUUGUUUCCGGAACAAUUCCAAUCCUAAUCGGGUAUUGUAUUUACACGCCCAUGGUCAAGAAUGGAGGAACAGCACAACUCUGGGUGGCUUUCGGAGCGACGUGCUUGAUCUGUGUGGCUUUCGGUUGGAGUUGGCUGCCGACUCCGUGGUGCCUUGGCCCUGAACUUGUCCCGGUGAGGUACAGGCAUAUCGGGAAUGCCUUGAACGCCUUUGCAAACUGGACCUUUACUUUUAUCAUCGUCAAGGUGGGCCCGAUUGGCAUUGCCAACAUUCACUGGCGAUUAUACAUCGUAUUCAUAAUCUUCACCUUCCUUCAAUUGCCCAUCGUCUGGUUCCUGUAUCCCGAGACUCGUGGUUUAACCCUUGAGGAGAUUGACACGGUUUUCGUGAAAGAUCAUGCUGUGACGGAUGCCCUCGCAGAAAAGGCGGAGCAUGUGCGCCAUUUGGAGAGCAAACAUGUUGAUGUUACUUCAAUUGAUGCUGCGUAG